Molecule: messenger RNA, 332 nt
Organism: Neolamprologus brichardi
Lineage: Eukaryota; Metazoa; Chordata; Actinopteri; Cichliformes; Cichlidae
Source: RefSeq, a predicted model, not a curated record
UUUGAGACAGUGCCUUCAGAAGCAGACUUUCUGAUAGGCAUGGCCACCGUGGAGGAUUUCGUGACGUUUCGAAACAGAGUCACAGGAUGUAUCUACACCCAGGAGCUGUGCAAGCAGCUGACAAGAUCAGGAGAAAGUCAUGAGAUGGAUGAUAUCCUCACUGUCCUGACACGUGUGAACAGGGAGGUCAGCAAAGGAGAGUUUUUCAACCACAAACAAAUGCCAGAGCCCAGAUUCACUCUCACCAAGAAGCUCGUCCUCAAACCUGUCACCCGCCUGUGACCAAAAAUAAGUCCCAGAUUCACAUAGACUUGAUGAGCCUGAUUUACAGC